GGGAAAAGGCGUUGAGUAGAACGCACCUCGAACAGGUUUCGCCGUCGUCCGGAGAAACAGAAAGGUGCUCAAUUCCGCCCAGUGUGGAGGUAUUUUUUCGGUGUUCCCGCUACAAAAUACAACAAAAUAAAUACAAAAUAGGCACUUUCGCGUCGGGUUUUAACAACAAUUUUCAAGUGUUUCUGUUCGCAAACAACACAAGCUGAUAGAAUAUUUGUGACUGUGGCAAAAACAAAAAAAUACAAAUUAAAGAAAAGCUGUUUAGCUAAAUCCAAAGAGAGAGAGAGAGAGAGAGAUCCAAAAUUUUUGAUACGCAAAAAUACAAAAUACGAAAUUUGAUAAUACAAACUAUAGCCAAAAUUAAAAUCAAAAUCAAUUCCAAUACCAAGUGCAACAUGGUUUCCCACAAAAUGUUCAAAAUGUCUAACUAAAGAGUAACUAAGAGUAAAGAGUUAAAGCGCAUAUUAUACGGAUUGAAAGGGCAUCGUCCAUCAUCUACAUCCUCAUCUGCGAGAUCUUCUUUGGAGUACGAGUACUGAAACUGGAAGCAAUCCCCACAAGAUGCUGACCAUGGAAUCGGAUAUGAAGGGCAGCCUGCUGCAUGCUACGAUGCCGCCGCAUCACACGAGUGCCGCGUUGCACGGACAUGCUGCAUCGCCGUACUCGGCACUGGCCCCCCUGAUGAACCUGGGCCAGUCGCACCUGACCCACUCGCAGCUGAGCCACCACAACCACCAUCACCACCACAUGAGCGCCCACAUCGCGGCCAGCCAGAGUCCCAAUCCGCUGAGUUCGCUGCAGUCCUCAAUGGCCAAUACCCUGAAUGGCAGCCAGGUGGGCGGUCAGCAGCAGCAGAGUUCGCCCCUGCACAGCUCCAGCGAAUUGAGUCCCACGCAGAGCAGCAUUGGCAGCCACCACAUGACCUCGCCGGUGAGCCACCAGCAGCAUAGCCAGCAGCAGCAGCAGCAGCAGCACUCCCAGCAACAGCAGCAACACUCCCAGCAGCAGCACCUGGCCGCCGGAUCCGCCCUGAGCAGCCUGACCGGCGGUUCCAGCAACAACAACAACAACAGCGCCACGGCCAACAAGAACCAGCAGCACGCGGACCGCGUGAAGCGGCCCAUGAAUGCGUUCAUGGUGUGGUCACGGGGCCAGCGGAGGAAAAUGGCCUCGGACAACCCCAAGAUGCACAAUUCGGAGAUCUCGAAGCGGCUGGGCGCCCAGUGGAAGGACCUCUCCGAAUCGGAGAAGCGGCCCUUCAUCGACGAGGCCAAGCGGCUGCGGGCGGUGCACAUGAAGGAGCACCCGGACUACAAGUACCGGCCACGCCGCAAGACCAAAACGCUGACCAAGACCAAGGAGAAGUACCCCAUGGGCGGCCUCAUGCCCGGCCAGGCGGUGGGCGGAGGCGGGGCGCCGGGCGAGCCGGUCACGCCCACCCGGGCGCAAGGUCAGCCGGGCCAGAAUCAAUCGCUCAAUGGCAGCGGAGGCAGUGCAGCGGCGGCGGCGGCGGCGGCAGCAGCGGCGGCCCAACAGGCGCGCCAGGAUAUGUACCAGAUGAACGCACCGAACGGAUACAUGCCGAACGGCUACAUGAUGCACGCCGAUCCGGCCGGAGCCGCCGCCUACCAAACCUCCUACAUGACCUCCUACAUGGGCCAGCACUACUAUCCCCAGCAGCAGUCUAGUCUGGAGCAGCAAAUCGGAAUGUGUCACCAGCAGCACCAGCACCUCCCGCAUCUGUACCAGACGGUGUCCGGCGGACAGACCUCUCCGUACGGCAGCAGUCUGCAGCAGCCGGGAUCGCCGUCGCCCUACGGCGGCAGUAGUCUGCAGCAGCAGCCGGGCAGUCCGGCUCCCUACGGCGGAGGGGGUGGCGGGGGGACCCAGGUCUCAUGCCAGAGCCACAGCCCCAGCGACUCGAGCAUCAAGUCCGAGCCCGUGUCGCCCAGUCCCAGUGCCAUAGCGCUCAACAACAACAACAACAUCAACAACAACCACAUCAUGAAGCGGGAGUACAGCUCGGCGGCAGCGGCAGCAGCAGCAGCGGCCGGCGGCGGGGAGCUGAAUCACCUGAUGAACAUGUACCAUCUGCCCGACGAGCAGAGACACCUGCUGCACUACCAGACUGACUCGCCGGACCUGCAGCAGCAGCAUCAGGCGAUGCAGCAGCAGCAGCAACAGCAGCAGCAGCACCAACAACACCCGCAGCACCACCAGACGAUGCAGCAGCAGCAGCAGCAACACCACCUGCAGCACCAGCAAUCGCUGAGGACGAUGGCGCCACUGGCACAUAUGUGAGAAAUGGCCAGCGCCUAUGGAGCAGCAGGCUCCAGUGUGAGCGUAUCGCCCCCACUGCCGCCGUACAUGCCGACGGCCUCGCAGCAGCAACAACAGCAGCAGCAGCAGCAACAACAACAGCAGCAGCAGCAACAGUUGCUCAAUGGACGGCCUAGUCCGACGGCAUCGGGGUCGUCGGGCGGCCGCUCCUCGGCGCAUUCCAGUGGCCAUACCGCCGCGCAUUCACCCGCCUUGGCAGCCGCCUACCAACUGACCCCCUCCGCCGCUGCACCCCUCUCCAGCGCCAGUGCUUCGUCUGUUGCUGCUGCUGCUGCUGCGGCAAAUGCAGCGGCUGUUGCUGCUGCUGCUGCGGCGGGCUCUUCGUUCGCCGCCUCGGCCAGCAUGCUGGACAUGCAGCAGCAACAUCUCGAGGAGCAGCAACAACACCACCAUCUCCACUACCAGCAGCAGCAGCAACACUACCAGCAGCAGCAACAGCAGCAGCAGCAACAUCUCCCGCAGCAGCAACAGCAGCAGCAGCAGCAGCAACAUCAGCUGUACCAUCACUAUCAUCCUGGCCACGAGGCAGCGGUGGCCGCCAGUGCUGGCCUCUUGGAUAUAUCCACAUUGUAAAUUAUUGAAAAUAUUAACUAAAAGCCCUAGGAUACGCACACCACCCACACACACACACACACGCAGACACAAUUUUAGCCUUAGUUCUUAAGCAGGUUUAAUUCGAAAUUGCAGAGUAAAACACACACACACACACAUACAGACACCCACACACACAGGCGCAUAUAAAUAAAUGAAUAGGAUUAAUGUUUAGUCAUUUAAAUGAAGCAUACGCACUGUUGUACCACAAUAGGAAGAUGACAACCAACACUCACUUGCAUUCCGUACUGUUCUGCCUCGAUUUCCUUUGAUUUUCCGCAUUUGCUGCAUAGCUAAAACAAUUGUGUGAUACAAAUAAAUUGUUGCGAAUUACUGAGACAACAAAUCGUUUGAUUUAGCAUUUCAUUUUCACCCACUUUUUGCUGUACAAAUCAUUCUCAGACAUUAAAUGUGCGUUCGAGGGAAGCAACAAAGAAAACAAAACGAAAAACACGGAAGCAAACACAAGUUUAGUAAGAAUAAAGACAAUUGAUACGAGAAAAGAAGGGGGAUGAAAAUAUUUCAGAAAAGCUAAGAAAAAUGUCAAAAACAUUCUAUUUUAUAAAUUCUCUUAUGCAUUAAGUAAUUAUAAUUAUUAUCUAUUAUAUAAACAAUUUAAUUAUUAAUUAUGCUUACAAAUACAAGACAAGACAACCAUAAUUAAUUGUAAUAAAGCGAAAAACAAAAUUAUUAUUAUUAAAACAUAAAUCGAAACGAAGGCAAGCAUCUACUGCAUAAUACAAAAAACACAGCAAGAAAAAAUGUUAGUAAACCUAAAGAAAAUUUAGUAAAAACAAAACCAAGAAACGUGCAAAACGUGAAUGUGAAACAUGGAGCAAAGGCAGAUAAAACAUACAAAUCCAACAAAAACAUUGCCAAGCACCUGGAAAUAAUAAAAACAAAACCCACAAAAAAUCCGCAAAAAAACAAAUAAAAGAAAAAUCUUUACAAAAAUUUC
This is a messenger RNA of Drosophila gunungcola (fruit fly), 3889 nucleotides long. It is a transcript of the gene SoxN, whose product is annotated as methylcytosine dioxygenase TET. The transcript has 2 exons. NCBI's taxonomy places the organism in Eukaryota, Metazoa, Arthropoda, Insecta, Diptera, Drosophilidae. The record is from RefSeq and is a predicted model, not a curated record. Gene Ontology annotation, molecular function: RNA polymerase II cis-regulatory region sequence-specific DNA binding; DNA-binding transcription factor activity, RNA polymerase II-specific. Gene Ontology annotation, biological process: anatomical structure morphogenesis; cell differentiation; positive regulation of transcription by RNA polymerase II.